Molecule: messenger RNA, 3678 nt
Organism: Acanthaster planci (crown-of-thorns starfish)
Lineage: Eukaryota; Metazoa; Echinodermata; Asteroidea; Valvatida; Acanthasteridae
Molecular function (GO): lipid binding
Source: RefSeq, a predicted model, not a curated record
CAUAGCCUUGCUACUCCACAGUCAUCGCGCUAUCGGACGAGCAGCUCGAUCCCGUCACAUCCCCUCACAUCUGUCCAACUUUCCACCGCCAGAAUGUCGGAAACGGAACAAAAACCCCAAACGGAGGAGCAACCUCAGGAGGGGGACGCACCGGCUGAGGCCACCGAGGACCAGCCGGCUAAGGAGGAGCAGACGGAAGGGACAGGGGAGGUUGGUGCGGACGGAGAAGCAGCGAAAGAAGAGGGUGGGGCCGAACAAGCAGCGAGUGCAGAGAAAGAGGAAUCUAAACCCGCUGUAGCAGCGCAGGAGGCCUCCCCGCCGAGUCUAGAGGCUCCACAAGAAAACCCCUUCUCAGAGGAUGAUUUGGAACAGAUCUUGCAACUGGAGGCUAGUGAAGGGGAGGACAAGGGCUGGGAGAAAUCCAAGAAGAUCAAGGGGGUAACGGUCUUCAAGAAACCUGAGAAAAAUGGCGUGCCACUGAUCAAGGCAUAUAUGGAAUUCAGCGGUAUUCCUUGCGAUAAAGUUCUUGAGUUUUUCACGGAUGCCGAAUUAAGGAAGAAAUGGAGCCGGAAGACACCAAACUAUGAAAUCUUAGAGGAGAGGGACGACUUUAAGAUUGUCUACACCGUGAUCAAAAUGCCGAUGGCCUGUGACGACCGAGAUAUCGUGCAGUGUAUGCAGGUCCGCUCGGACGAGGAACAGAAGCGCCACGUGAUCUUAUACAAGAGCUGCAAUCAUCCUAACAAGCCACCAGGCAAAGGCCCUAUCAGAGCCGAUGUUGGGAUCAUGGGAUUGGUUAUUCGGCCAAAAGAUGGCGAUGAAACGUCAACGAAAGUCACGUGGCUUAGCCAGAUUGGUCUUAAGGGCUGGGCCUUGAAGAUGAUUGUCAGCAGAGUCACAGUGGGAUAUCCGGUCUCGCUUUGUGACGACUUGCAACAGUACUGGAAGAAGACUACAGCUCCGAAGGAACCAGAGAAGAAGGAAGAGAAUGAAACGCCAAAGGAGGAGAAGACAGACGAAAACGCCGAGCCGAAGCAAGAGGAAGGUAAAACGGAAGAAGCCGCAGGAGAUGCACCAGUUGAAAACAACGUUGCUGCACCAGUCACGGCAGAUGAUGAAGACAUCCCUGCCGCCGACGAAGAAGAGAAGGGAGAAGAGAAGGCAGGAGAAGAGGCGUAGACUGUUAGAUAGUAGUGGAGUUCUGAAAAUGUUUACGCAUGACAACCUUUCAAGAAAGGAUUGAUUCUUGGUUACGAGGCUGAGAUUGGAGCCCGGUAUCCCAAUAGCGUAACCGUUGAUAGUGGAGAAUAUAACUGAAAGGUCACAUAAAGAGGUUACAGCAUGAGGUGACAUCCACAGGGCAAAGUUCGUCAAGAUGGAGGGCACAGUGUACUUUUUUUCUGUACAAGUUCAAAUUGGCAGAUAAUAUAUAUGUAUUAAAUAAAGAAAAAUUAAGCAUUACUGUUUCCGCGACUAGUAGUAUCUAAGUGAUAUUGUUGACUGUAUAAAAUAGUACAAAGUAGCUGUUCCGGUAGAAUGUAUUACAAUAACGCAGAAUUUGCAUACUUUUUGCAAGUUAAAAAUUCGAUGUUAUUCCUAAUACAAUGUGGUGGCCUUUAUUUUCAAUGAAAUAAAUAUUACACUGAAAAAAAAGAUAUUGAAACGUCGUUGAACGUGGCUUUACUGUACAAUUCGUAUUAUACAGUGUUGUUAUUCAAUGCAUGUGUAGUUGGUGUUUAAAAAUAUUACUCUCGGAUGUAUAAAAUUAGGCCUACAGUAAAUGUGCCCCUCUAUUUGUGUGAGUGUAUGAAAAGGACAUUUGUUUAAGCUCCAAAUCCUGUACGCUAAUUGAAAACCAGCUUGACUCCUCUUUACGUGUCAUUGUAUAAAAAAUCUAUGACGUAUAGUGUUGUAAAAUAAAAAAAUAAGAUGUCGUGAAAUAUACCAGAAAUAUCAUCUAUUCGUUAUAAAGUAGAAAUUGCUUCAUUCGUGUAGUUUAAUCUCAACGGUCUGUGCCUGUGUUGAAUACUAUUGGGGCCUAUUGGUGAAAGCCGCCUUACAUGGUUUUAUUAAGGGAAGUAUAUAUUAUACCAAGACUUUAAACGCAGAGUAAAAUGUCCAGGGUUUUCCGUUCAAAUGCUGUUUGGCAUAUUUUAGAUUUAUUUUUAAAAAAAAUAAUUUAUUCUGGUUAUUUUGACAAAUCCUCUAGCUGAAUCUGAGUGUUUUCCUUUGGUAGUCAUUCACUCCAACUGGAUGUGUAGAAUUCAAACUGUUUGUGCGUUAAACGUGUUACUUCAUGAAUGCCUUGAUGCAGGUUCUAAUAAGAAAUUUAUGUCUUAGUUUCCGGCCAUUUCGACACAUACGGUACAAAAAGUCAAUACCGUUUCAUCAUGUUAGGUCUGUCGUUAUUUACUAACUGACAAUAGGCCUUUUAGGGGAAAAACAACAGAAAUAGAACCUGGAAGUAGAUUUGUCCGACACAUACUCUACAGUAUUUGGUUUUCUUCUAGCUGUUAUAAUUCGUCUAAAAGGUACUAAAUGUAGUAUUGAAGGUAUUAAAAGAUAACAAGAAAUUACAUUUGAUUACAUGUAUCUGGUUAGUGAGUCCUUCUAGGGAAACAUUAUAUCAUUGGAACAAUACCAGACACCCAUAUGAUGUUUAUGAGGACCUACAACAAAGCUAGUUUACACAACACAUCCGGGGAUUCGCACUGGUCAGUCACUCUAAAUAAUACCCCAUAAUAUAGGUGAGAUAUAGAUGCUAGAAAAUACGAAUAAACGUUUAAAAUUUGUACAAUCUGAAGGGUGCUGCCGAGAAACACGACUGAACAGUGGUUUGUAAUUGAAAUAUUGUAUAUUAUUUGUUCAUUUUUUGCAUGUUUAUCACUCUAUAGAUUUUAUAAAGAAUGUUAAAAUGAACAAAGUAUUCACCAAUAAUAGACCUACUUGUACAAUAUUUGCUAUUUAUUUUAUGGUACAUUUAUCGGUUGAAUUAUACAUGUAUUUGAGACACUCAUUCUUAUAUCAUCCGUGAAGAAAACAGAAUCGAGCAUGUCUCUCCUAAAAAUUAACUUUGAAACCUACGGUAACGACGCAAUUCUGUACAAAGUUAAGAUUUGCAGGAAACUGUCAUUUGACAAACAAUGUAUCAAUGGAUUGUAGCUUUAAUAUUAAAGCCCACUUGUUUUCUAUACCACAAAAAUUAAGGACAUUUUGUAGACAAGACACAGGACAUGAUAAUAGUCGUUUUGCCAUUUUGAAUCGACGUCAGUGAGGUUGAAAUAGUUUAACAUGACGUCACCUGUAGUAAAAUGUACAUGAAGUCUGUUUCACAUGGAGUUAUUACACAAGGCUUGUUUCAACGCGAUUUGUGAAAGUCCAGAUUUCGAAACGAGUCAUCUUUGACAAAUGUAUUGUGUCCAAGGUAAUUCUAGAAAAAUUCAAAAUUAAUUUCAGUUGUUCUUUGGUUACAAAAUUUGUGCAGUAUUUUGCCUGUUAUCUUCAUGCUUCCAUGAUUAUUUCAUGCAUCUUUUGAGUAUAUUUUUAUGCUUUUUCAAUGAUCUCUUUUUACAUACAUUCCUUAGUCAUUACUUUGGAAACAUAGAUUGCUGAUAAAUUUGCAUCACCAUGAGUACAUCCCAAUAUAGUGGACAAUAUAAAAGCACGUGUAUUAAUAAA